This is a messenger RNA of Hyposmocoma kahamanoa, 9000 nucleotides long. RefSeq lists its product as uncharacterized. The record is from RefSeq and is a predicted model, not a curated record. NCBI's taxonomy places the organism in Eukaryota, Metazoa, Arthropoda, Insecta, Lepidoptera, Cosmopterigidae. Bases 158 to 7879 code for a protein of 2573 amino acids. Gene Ontology annotation, biological process: regulation of DNA-templated transcription. The transcript is spliced from 6 exons. Gene Ontology annotation, molecular function: DNA-binding transcription factor activity, RNA polymerase II-specific; RNA polymerase II cis-regulatory region sequence-specific DNA binding.
CAUCUUUAAUCUUUGAUGUGUUACUGUUGUGUUGUUUUCUAAAAUUGUAACAAAAAUAGUAGGAGAACACAAAUUUCAAGUAUUUUUUGCUUGGAAAUAACGUUUUCAAAUUCAUCUUCAGGUUAUUUCAUAAAUAUUAACUUGAUGAAGUGUGAAAAUGGAUAGAUUGAAUCAGUUGCGGGGAGAGGCGGGGGGCUCUCGGGACUCCACGCUGGACACCUCUGCCGCGACGAGCGAGGCAUACAUGACCGCCAAUGAGAGCUCCAAGUACUUUUCAUUGUCUGAAGACUCGUCAUUUGACAUCACUCCCAUUAAAGAUAUAUCUUUGGCGUCCACCGCGGAUCCUAGAAAGGCUAUAACCGGAACGGACCAAUUGAUUUCCACCUUAACUCCCAAUACUAAGAAAAAUGACUUAUUAGAUAGUUACAAAUUUGAUAAACAGAUUGAGGCGGCGAACAUCCUAUCAGGUGGAGUGGACAUAUUUGAUGAUAAUGACAACUCUUAUGAUGGGAAUGAGCUUGUAAUUGAUGACAAUGUUGUGGAUAUUGAUGAUAAGUCUAAUUCUGAGUUGAAAUCAUCAGAGGGUGAAAGCGUGUCAUUUCGAAAAGCUGAAGGAACAUCAGAGCCUACAAUAGGUGAAGAAAUAUUACAGCCAUCAAUUGGUGCAGAAAUAUCACAGCCUGCUAUGGGUGACGAAAUAUCAGAACAAACUACAGGUGACAAAAUAUCACAACCAACUAUAGGUGAAGACGUAUCGGGACCAGGACUGGGUGAAGAAAUAUCUGAGCCAGUAAUGGGUGAAGAAUUAUCAGAACCACCUAUGGGAGAAGAAAUAUUGCAACCAGCAAUAUGUGAAGAAAUAUCGAACCCUGUAAUGAGUGAAGAAGUAUCAGAACCAGCUAUGGGUGAAGAAAUGUUACAGCCAGAUAUAGGUGAAGAAAUAUCAGAACCAAUAAUAGAGGAAGAAGUAUUAGAGCCUCCAAUGGGUGAUGAAAUACCGGAACCGACAAUAGGGGAAGUAUCAGAACCAGCAAUGGAAGAAAUAGCAGAGCCAGCAAUGGGUGAAGAAAUAUCAGAACCAGCAAUGGGUGAAGCUGAGCCAACUAUAGUGAGUAAGGAUACAGAAGAGGUGGUGCUACAAAUAGAUGGUAAAAAUGUAAAUGCAAUAGAUAUUGGCAAUGGCCUAUAUUUGUAUAGGAAGCAAGGAGAGGAAGAAUUGGCAGCUGUGCAGAUUAUUAUUGAUGAUGAUCAGCAACAGCCCAGCUUUAAGUUUCUCAAAGUACGCGAGAAUGCUGAAGGAAAUUUAGAAGUUUAUGAAGAAAUUGAAGUAGAAGUGCCUGUAAAAGAGGAAAAGCCUGAGAAAAACGACUACCAUGUUCCUAUUAAGGACAUAAAUGAAGUUAGUAAUGAUUCAUCUUCUAACCAAGUUGCUGAAAAGAAAGUUACACCUCGAAAGGAUAUAGCCUCUGAGUCAUCCAAAAGAGAAAGUAUUGCUGAAUGUAGUAAAGAUGUACCACCUGAAAAGCCUGAUGUUAACAUUAACGGAAAAAUGGUCAAACUUAAUGAGACAAGGAAAUCUCCUGUUAUACAUUCAACUCCCAAUAAGGAAGGCAUACCACUCACAAAAACGAUGGUUGACCAACAACUGCAUCCAAGUAGACAUUCAGAUAAUGUAAAAACUAUUGAGGUGCACACAGACAGUGUCAAACAAAGAAUAGUUGAUGUUCAACCGAAAAACAAAGAUGAUGAAAAUAAGGAUAGUAUUAAAGAAUCAGGGGAAUGCAUUAAAAAAUUAGAUGGCACUAAACAGACUGAAAUGCAUCCAAAUCAAGAAGUGAAGAAGGAAGAAAAAAAGAAAGACGAAUUAGAACUGGUAAGAAUUGAAAAGGAAUCAAACAAAUGUGAAGAAACUGGUAAUGGACAAGGUAGUAGUGUGUCCGCAGAAGUGUAUUUUGCUGAAUCUCCACAAAAAGAGGACCAAUAUGAUAGCAAUGUGUUCAGUAAACUGAAAGCUACUACUAGAUCUCUACAAAAACAAGAUUCCGUGGUUGGCAGCCCACAAUCUAAAACAGGAAUAAUAAAACAACCAGAAUUUGAAAUAAAUGAAGGAAAGGAAAAACAUCAAUUAUUUUCAGACAUUACAUUGACAGUACCUAAAGAUUCAAAAGAAAUUACAGAACCAAGAACUAGCCAAGAAUCAGGUAUAAAACAUUUAAGAAUUGAAGAAAAUGUUGAUAAUAAAUCAAUGCUUUUGGAUGUAAAUGCAAAGGAAAGUAUUAACAAAACGAAGGACAAAAUGCAACAACCAUUAAAGGAAAUAACUCAAUUUGAAGUGAAAACAUUAAUUCAAGAUACUAAGAAAAUAGGAAAUGUAAAUAAAUCUGAAGUUGUAUCUAGCACAUUGAAUGCAAAGACUUCAAAAGAAACAUCGCAAUCCCAAGAACUUGAUAGUAAAAACAUUUUAGGAAACCUGUCAUCACAGUCUUGGCAAACUGACAAUAAAGAUUCAAUAGAAUCAUCUACAAGGAAAAUAAAUAAAUAUCCUGCUGCAGCACAACUUGUACAAGAAUCUGUUAAUAUGCAAACAGCACAAAAGCUUAACGACAAUCGAGUCUGUAAUGUUAAAAAUAUAGUCAAUAAGGAAAGUACUUCCAAAAAUAAAGAAACAAAAAUUAUUGACGUACAUCUGGAUUAUCUUGCAAAAGAGACUGAAAAACAAGCAGAAAAAAUUGAAAGUUGUGGAGAACUACAAAAUAUUUUUCUCGACACAAGUAUGUCUGCAAAUGAGGACCUGAAUACUAAGUUAGUAACAUGUUCUGAGCAAACUAAGAAUUUAGAAUAUAGAACAUCUAUUCCUGUAGUGGUAAAGAAAAUAGAAGAACCCAUACUGUCUAAUAUAGGACAGAAAAAGGCAGUCAAACCUCAAGUUACCGUUGUUGAAACCAAAACUGUACAAGGUAAACCUGCUAUAACCCAAAAUCAACUGAACAAACUAAAUGAAACAAAAGAUCUUGAUUUUGCCAAGAGACCUACUUUGGGAGCGACAAUGAAUACGAAAACAGAGAUGCUUAAGAGAACUACCAGUAGCCAAAACAGAAGUGUAAUGAGUAAUAGUGACAGCCUAACACAGAAGAUUGAAGUGAAACAUGAUAAUCUUACAGUUUGUAAUCAGACAUUUUCCCAAAACAAACCUGAUGUGAAGAACAAAGCCCAAAUACCCAUCAACAACAAUCAUACAGCUGUUCCCUUUGGAAAGUGGACUCCAGCAAAUAGGCAAGAAUUUCUGAACAAAAUAAAAGAAACAAAAAUGCCUACCACCAGUUGCAGCAAUACCAAGCAGAUAAAAAAGACAAAUGAUUUAAAUAGGCGGGAUGUCUUACAAAAAAUUGAUAGUCAAAGACAGUCUAAUACCGCUGCAGCUAAAGCUCAAGAACUGCCUAAGUCGUCUCUCCACUCAAUCUCUCAAUCUAGUGUCAAAGCUGAAAUGAAGAGUUUUGUUAGUAAACAGAUGACACCAUGUGACAGUAAAAUGCCUGUUAAAGCAGAAGCACCUGUAUUACAAAUCAAGUUGGUUACUAAUGAAAAGCCUGCCAAACAAGAACCUCUAAAUCCUCAAACCAAAUUGUCAAUCCCGACUAUAGCUAAUACUGAAUUGCCAAAGAAAGAACUAUUACAGAGAAAAGAAAUAAACAAUCAAGACUUAAUAGACAGGACUAUCGAAGGUAUAAUUAAUAGAGCUGUCUCUGCUAAACCUUCUCAUGAAGCAAAACUUAAUUUACCUCGACAACCAUUUAAAACUCAAACAGAAACUCCUAUGUCACAUACUUUAAAAAUAUCAACUCAAAACAAUUCAGUAACUUGUCUGGAUGCUAUAGAAAAGAAGAUGAAUGAAUUACAUGGCAUUCCUUUCGUAGAAAGACCUGCACACGAGCUUCCCAAACAUUAUAAUCACGAUAAAGUUAAAACUUACGCUAGAUCCGACAGUCAGAAGACAAUUACGUCAAAAGCUAACAAAAUUCCUAAUCUAUUACCUUUUACAGGUAAGACUCAGCACAAAAUAAUGAAAGAUAACAUUAUAGAGGUUGACUCUGAGGAAGAGAUAAUUGAACACGAGCCUGUCACUGGAGAUAUUGAUAAAAAUAGCAAAAAUGUUUCUAAGCUUCCUUCUAAGAUAAACGAAACUUCAAGCACUAAAUCUGCUACUGAAGACACUAAAAAGGAAUCCAUCAUAACUGAAAAAGAUUUCGAUAAAUUUGCUAGAAGGAACUCGAAGACAUACGAAAACUGCCUAACAGUUAAUUUUGAACAUAAAGACCAGCCCAAUGUAGUUCAAACUGUGGUAGAAAAGGAUGUACAUCAUAAGAAAUACUCAAGAAAUGAGUUGUUGCUUGCUGAGGCAAAAGUUAAAUCAUAUCAGAAGCAGAAGUCUUCCCAACCAUAUACUCAUCCCAGUAAAAUUCAAAUAACAUCGAAAUUAGUCCCAGUUGCAGAUGACACAUUCAAUAAAAACUUUCCUUCGAAGUUACAGCUAGCUUAUCAAACUGCCUUAACUACAAAACGACAGAUGGAAUCUCCUAUAACUAUCAUUGAGGAUAAACCGGUAAAAGUCGUCUUCAUGGAUACAGCUGCCGAAUUUACUCCUGCUCGACUUAAUGUUCAAGGCCAAGAACUAUCACCAUCAAAAAAACCAAGCAAAGAAGCUGAUAAUGUCACAAUCAGUACUUGUGAUUCAUUAGACUCAGAUGUGUUAGAUUCUGUUGAUGCAUUAGAUGGAAAAGUGCCUGAUGAAACCAAAAGCAAAAUUAGGCACCAAAGGAAACAAGUCUUAACACCUGUUGAAACUCCUGAAUUAGAAUUGAUUGAGCCUGGUGAUUUAGGCAUUACUGUUUCGCCGAAAAAGAGGCGAAAAAUUGAGGAUAUGAGAAUAGAAAAAAGCCCUAAGACAGUUGUGCCUAAAAAGUCUUAUUUACUCGGCCGUAAUGCUCUGCUUGAAGAUGCAUUACAUAAAGAUUCGACUAAUAAUACCCUGAAUGAAACUGUUGUGCAAGCCAGCGCUGUUGUGAUUCAUAAAAACACUACCUCGGCCAUUGACAACUUAGUUUUAGCGGCAGAACUAAUAGAAACUCAAUCAGAAAAAUUAAGCUCUACAACGAUUAAAGAGUCCAUUCAAAUGACCACCACUGACAGCCCUCAACAUAAUACUCCUGUCAAGAGAGGACGUGGCCGUCCAAGGAAGUAUCCGCUGCCUGAAGGUGUCCCAGUAGUAGACAAAGUCAAAGUUCCAAGCCCUCAAAAAAAACCACGCUUAAUUGAUGCUGUGCGUUGUAAACGUCGUUCAACUACAGAAGAAGAGGAUGACACUACUGAUGAUGAAAUUGUAAAAGAAAAUUGGACAAUGGGAAAAAUAAACGAAAAUAUUGUAUGCCCUAUAUGCAAUAAAUUAUUCCGUUCUGAAAACGUUGUCUUUAAACAUGUUAAACAUUGUUCAGGACCGUCACCUAACAGGUCCAGUUCAGAUAAGAGGAGUCCCAGAAGGUCAAGAUUGUCGAUUGAUUCCGAGUCUAAAUCUAGGGAAAGCAAAUUUGAUGAUACAGAUUUUGAGGAAGAGAUCCCAUUAAAGAAAAAUAAGCGCAGAUCCAAAGAUUCUAGUUCUGGCGCCAGUACAGACCUAGAUGACGUCAUAGUAAUAGAAGAUACGCCGCUAAAAGAAAAACCUGUGAAACGCGAUCUAUCAAAGAAACAUGAGGCCAGAAAAGCGGCUAAAAUAUUACAUAAUGCUUCUAAUCUGACUUGUGAAUUUUGCGGUAAAGCUUUUAGGCAGCUAUCGCAUUUGGUGAGCCAUAAGCAACAACACAAGAAAGAAGAAGUAAAAAAACCCGACGAGGAUACCAAAAGUCGUGAUAAGAAAGUUUUCAGCUGUGAAGUUUGUAAGAAAGAGUUUAGAAAAUUACAUCACUUAGUUCAACAUCGAUUAAUUCAUAAUCUGAACAAUAUACCCCACCGGACAUCCAGGAAAAGCUCCUUCGAACAAAUUGAUAAUAAAAAAUUAAGAGAGCAAGAAUCCAAACAGACGGAUGAUCAGACUGCCGCGUUUCGAUGCGAGCCAUGUGAUAAGUCAUUCAGAAAAUUACAUCACCUUGUUGAACACCGGGAAACACAUGAUGGUAUCAAUAGACAAAAGAGCUCUGUGAGUCAACCUACUGCAGAUAAAGCCGUGCCUGUUCCACCACCACCACCUCAAUGUGAUAUAUGUAAGAAAACAUUCCGAAAAUUGCAUCACUUAAUUGAACAUAAAGAACAACACAUUGAAACAAAUUCUGAAAAAUCAGACGACAAAAGUGUUAAAAGUAGUUUGUCCACAAAAGAUAUUAUUCAUGAAUGCUCCCUCUGUUAUAUGGUGUUUCCUAAUGAGCAUUCACUGAACAAGCACACUAUAAUAUGUCAAAGGAAAAAAAGACAAUCUGCUACUAAGCAGAACAAAUCAGUUGAAGAAAAUGAAGCAAAUGAACAAUUAGAAGAAGCUCAUAAUUCUGAAGAAAAUAAACAAAUUGAAGUAAUUGAACCUAUUAACAUGAACCCUAUUCUUGAAGAUAAAACAGAAAACAACAAACAGGAACUCGUAUCUGUUGAAAUCGCAGAGCAUCCAAAGAUAUGUGAAAACAGUCAAUCAAUAAACAACAUAAAUCCUGUUGAAAUAAAAAUGCAACCUGCUAAAAUAGACCUUGAACCACCAGAAAAAUCUAAUGUUAAGGAAGCAACACUUGAGAUACCUGCAAAGAUAAUAAAAGUAGACGAAAAAGAAAAAUUGGAAUCAGAAAAUACUCCUAAGGAAGUAACACCCGAUAAUAAAAUCAAAGAUAAAGAUAUGUCUCUGGUGACUAAACACCAAAAAUUGACGUCUCCAGCAUUAACUGCAGCAAACGUAAAGUCAUCUGUGGUUGAAUCGAGCGACGAAGAGGAAAUUCGAUACAUGUUAAAUCCUGCCUUUAAGCUGGAGGACAAGGAAGAAAAAUUUAUGAAAGUUAGAGCUAAAAAACGCAGUUCUCUCCAGAUAGAAAGGCCUAACUCUAAAGAUAGGGAAAUAAAUAAAGUCAAAAGGAGGACAUCAUUACAACAUCCUCACAAGAUAGCUCGCUUGAAGCCAAAGUCUUUGGAAACUAAAACUGCUCCUGUAAACACAGCUCCUGCUAAAAUCAUUUCUAAAACUUUUAAAUCAGAACCAGCUUCUUCUACUGAUUCGGAUGACGGUGACGUAAAAUACUCUUUUCCUAAAACAAGCUCCAAGCUAAAACCUACGGCUAAACCAAAACAGGAGAUCGAAAAGACGCCAAAGGAAAAACGAAAGUUGCUAGCACAAAAGAGGAAAUCACUUAUCGUCGUUGCCAAAAAGAAGUCCAUGGGACAAACGCCCAUGGCUAAGAACAAGGAUUCACCUGUAAAGCAAAUCAGAAAACGCACUGCGGAAGUAGAGCACCGUUGCGACUGUGGUCAAUUGUUCAGUAGCGCGGCUCUCCUGUCGCGCCACACGACGUUGGCGCACACGCCGCCGAGGAUACGCAAGCGACGUUCUCCGCCACCUGCCGUUCCGCCCCCUCCUACGAUCAUCAAGCCUGCUGUAGCCAAGCUUGCUUUGCGUAAAUCAGGCCCCGCUGAUAAGACUAAAGUCAUGAAUUCUAGAAAAUCAAGUGUCCGCAGUGACGUUAGCGGCUCUAUCAACAAAACCAAGAAACCCAUCGUGAAAGAGACGAAGACUCCUUCGCGUCGUGGUAAAGUGUCUGACACAAAAUCUAGCACGCCAUCCAAACCAAAGUCGAUAGCCGCACAUCGAGGUGUUCCGAUGCCCGAGAAAAUGAAGAAAAUUGCUAGUAAGUUAAAAUAAAUUGUUGGCGAUAACGCUGAAGCUAGAUGACAGUACUGAUGUUGCAGUUGGAUAAAUUCAGAAUUUGAUAGUUUCGGUAUAGGUGAAUCGCUAGAAAAUAAUUUAAAGAGGACAUCAAAAACGAAACAUUUGGACCACCAUUUGAAUGCAUAUUUUUAAAUUUAUGGGAAACAGUCACCAUCAUUUUGAAUUUUGUGACAUUUGAUGGGCAAAAUUUGUCUAUAUGUAAAGCGGUCGUAAUAAAAGAACCAUAGGUAUAUAUUUUGUCAAUUUGUUUUAGAUUAGUAAGUGUAAUAUAAGAGUAAUGAUAUUUAUGUUAAUAUAGAUAUGGUAGGUUUUGUUAGAUUUAACACAGUGCAAGAUAUAACUGCUGUGUACUUGUAGCUAAUCUGUUGCAAGAUAUUAUUAGUUGAGAGCAUGACUUUUUGGGAUAUAUAUAUAUAUCUAUGGAAAUAUAACUAUACUUCCCAACUCGACACACCAAAAUCUUGUAAAUUUAUUUCUGAAAUCUAGACUAGAAAGUAAUGCUCAAUAUAUUUGCGUUUCUCAGUUUAUUAAUGCUGAUGCAUAGCUGUUACCAUUUUAUCAGUAUGUUAUUCCUUUGUUUUCGAGGAACGAGCUUGUAUAGGAUUUCUGAAAUUCAUAAUUUGUUUAAAGGAAUUGUAAUAUGUUACGAGCUUCCCAAUUCAUAGAUCUUCUUAUAUUAAAUCAUUAUUCAUUAACAUUAAAUUUGUAAGAAAAAUUCUUAUAUUGAUCAGAUUAUUCUGAUAGAUUAGGUAAUAGUAGUGUGUAAGAAUUAAAAGUAAAAUGUCUAAAUUUCAAUUAAAGCAAAUUUUUAACAAAAAAUUAUAGAACCAGUUGGGCUGUUAAGUGAACCCUGCGGCGCCGUGGUAAGCUUACAAAGCAGAACACGCAGGCGACGAUACCUUUCAGUGUUAGGACCAAAUUUUUUAUCAUUUUCUGUUUAUUAAUGAUGACACCUAUAAUAUAUUUUGUUUUUAAUUUUAAAUAAUGUUUAUUGUACUUUCAUAACUAAAAUUACAUUACAUAAUAUAUUAAUUAGUUGAUGUCACCAAUAAAUUGUAGAAUGUCUUGUGAAAUUUAUGUUUUAGAAGCAUUUA